Molecule: messenger RNA, 1817 nt
Organism: Closterium sp. NIES-67
Lineage: Eukaryota; Viridiplantae; Streptophyta; Zygnematophyceae; Desmidiales; Closteriaceae
Source: the annotation of a GenBank genome assembly
UGGUCAUGCCGUUCGGACUCACCAACGCACCGGCAACAUUCCAAUCUGAGAUGAACCACAUCCUACGCCCACUUUUGGACGAGUGCGUGGUAGUAUACCUGGAGGACAUCCUCAUCUACUCGCGCGACAUGAAGCAGCAUGUCGAACACCUGCGACACAUCUUCGAAAUUCUUCGGCGGGAACGGUUCUACGUCAAAUUGUCCAAGAGCGAAUUCGCCCUUGAGAAGGUCCAAUUCCUAGGGCACAUGGUGAGCGCUCAAGGAGUUCACGUCGAUCCCAAGAAAAUCGAAGCCGUACGUACGUGGAAGAUACCUGAGAACGUGAAGGAGUUACAACCGUUCCUAGGCUUCGCUAACUACUACAACAGGUUCGUGCCACAAUACGCGAAAAUCGCAGCACCACUCACGAAUCUGCUGAAGAAGAACACGCCCUACAAAUGGGAGUCGAAACACCAGGAAGCCGUGGAGCAGCUGAAGCAAGCACUCACGUCCGCACCAGUACUGAUCUUGCCAGACCCCGAACGCGAAUACGUCAUCGAAGCUGACGCCAACGACCAAGCAGUGGGAGCAGUCUUGAUGCAAGACCAGGGGAAUGGACUGCAAACAAUCACCUAUCUCGGCAAGAAACUGCACGGGGCAGAACUAAACUAUCCGAUACACGACAAAGAGGCCCUGGCUAUUAUCCUCGCCUUCAAAACGUGGACAUGCUAUCGCGAAGGACGCAAGUCAACAGUCUACACCGACCACUGCAGCCUGAAAUAUUUGAAGACACAACCAAAUCUCUCCAGGCGGCAGGUCCGGUGGAUUGACUUCCUCGAGACGCACUUACACUACGACAUCGUGUACAAGCCUGGCCAUAAAAACAAAGAGAACGCCCUUAGCCGGCCUGCACACCCAUGGCAAGUGGUCAGCCUAGACUUCAUCACCAGGCUACCAACUACCACAAGCGGUCAUGACGCGAUCCUCGUCGUCAUUGACAAGUUCUACAAAAUGGGACACUUCAUCCCGACACACACGACAGCACGCACCGAGGAGACGGCACAACUCUUUGUUCGCUACAUCAUCUCACAACAUGGCAUUCCAACCAAGCUCAUCUCCGACCGAGACCCUAAGUUCACCAGUAAAUUCUGGAAAGAACUAAUGUCUCUGCUCGGGACCAAACUCGCCAUGUCAUCCGCCUACCAUCAGCAAACAGAUGGACAGACCGAGCGCCUCAACCAAAUUGUGGAGCAACUCCUCCGCGCAGCCUGCAAGGAUGACAUCUCCAAAUGGGACUUGCAUCUGCCCGUCUUGGAGUUGGCCUACAACAACGCUACUCACGCCGCUACUGGACAGAGGCCGUUUUUCCUCUGCUACGGAUGCCACACACUCACACCUCAACAGCCAAACAUACCAGCCACAAUUGGUGGGGGGACAAAGGAUUGGGUGAAGGUGAAAGAAUGGGUAAAUCCAACCAUCUACCCUGCACGUACCAGAAUGGCAACGAGAAAGCUGUUGAGCUCCACAAGUGGAGGAGCCACAACUGAGCAGCAGGAACAGGCUCAAGGCGAAGAUGCAGUGCUGUUCUUGGGUGAUGACCAAGAGUCAGAUGACGAGGAGCCUGCAUACUGCUUUCACGCACCAAUACAACCUCCGAGCAUGGAUCAUGCGCUAGCCGGGCCUCAACAGGGGAAUGGGAGUACAGUAUUCAGCCUCUGCUCAACUCAGUCAAAAAGGAAUUGAAGUCCUCAAAGAGAAGGGGGAGCAGCUCGGAGAAGGAAAGGUGUUCCUUUCCUGUUUUGCUGAUGCCACGUGGGCUUCUGAGCAUGAGGAUUCAUC